Molecule: messenger RNA, 1165 nt
Organism: Abrus precatorius (Indian licorice)
Lineage: Eukaryota; Viridiplantae; Streptophyta; Magnoliopsida; Fabales; Fabaceae
Exons: 1
Coding region: 278-1165 (295 amino acids)
Source: RefSeq, a predicted model, not a curated record
UCUUUGUUAUCACUUCACUCCAUUAUUUUCAGAUUCACACUUUCUCAGCGCAGUGGUCACUCUGUGUCUGAAUGAAAAUGAAAUUGUCUGUUGUCCCUCCUCAAAUCCUUUUCAGACUCCCCAACACAAACCAUCCAACAACAUUGUAAUAGCCGUUACACUUUUGUCUUUUGUGUCAAUAUUUUCAAACCCAAGUCCAUGCAAAUUCCAACACUCUCUUCUCCUCACUGUCCUUCCUUCUAAAUUCAACCUCUUCCCAUUCGCAACCCAAAUCCAAAUGGGUUGCUGUUUCAGCACACCCAAGACCCAAAACCAAAACCAAAUUCCAAACCAAAAACACCAAAAUGCUCUGAAAAUCCAGCAACCCCAUGAACCACCCCCAUAUUUAGAAGAAGAAUCUGUGAAAGAGGUGCUAUCUGAGACCCCCAUUCCCAAGUCCCUCCAAGUUCCAAUUUUGAUGCCAGAAACGAAGACCCAAAUGCCUUCACUUCAAAACCCACCAGUGAAAUUCGAAACAAAGGUUCCCAUUCCCAUAGAGGACCAAGUCUCCGAGGUAGUGUCUCAGCUUUCAGAAACAUGCAGCAUCAGCGAGAGCUUCUCAACCGCCACUACCACCACCGCCACAACCACCACCGCUACGGAGAAGAGAGAAGAAGACGAAGCAACCAGCAAACGUAGCAGAAGAGAGGGAGCAACGAAUCAUAAGUGGGAUCGGUCUCCGUCUAGAAAGAGGCCUUACGUUGCCGAUGGAAAUUUCGCCACCGGGAGAGAACGGAGGGUCAAAUCACCGGCGAGGAGGCCGGAUCCCUCGCCGGAGAAGAAAAUCAAGGGCGGUUCAAGGGUAGUUCGAGGUAGGGGAUCUGGUCCCGUCGCGAAUCGGAAGCUCAAUGCGGGUUCCGCCGCGGUCCGGCGAGACCCCGGCGAGGGUUCCGGCCGGAGAUCGAGGUCUCCGUCAUGUGCCAGAGCGGUUGGCGGGACGAGCAAGGUGGGUGCCGGCGGUGGUCGGAAACAGGUUCUGCCGGAGAAUGGGGUGGUGGAGAAGGAGAAGGAGAAAGAGAAGGAGAAAAGUGAGAGCGAAGAGGUUGUGGAGAAAAACGACGUCGUUUCGCCGGAGGAGUGCCUCGAGAACCCACAUGUCUCCAUGGAGUGCUUUAUUUUUCUGUAG